Oryzias melastigma (Indian medaka) is the source of this 3747-nucleotide messenger RNA. It is a transcript of the gene proser1, whose product is annotated as proline and serine rich 1. The record is from RefSeq and is a predicted model, not a curated record. The coding region runs from base 660 to 2987 and encodes 775 amino acids. The transcript is spliced from 12 exons. NCBI's taxonomy places the organism in Eukaryota, Metazoa, Chordata, Actinopteri, Beloniformes, Adrianichthyidae.
GGCCUGAUGUUGCCUGUACAAAAUCCCUCAAACUGAGUAUAGGGACACAGAAUAAAUGUAUAUUACUUAAAAUAAUAUUUUUUGCUAUUAUAUGACUAUUUUCAAAGACACGAUAAAGCUUAGACAGAUUUUUGACCCUUGUUUUUACUGUAAUCUAUAGAAUUAAUUUUUAGAUAGGCGUCCUCAGAAGGGUCCAAUUUUGUUGACGUUCUUGCCGUUGGCUGUCUCGAGCUAGCUGCAUUUGUACCUUUUAAUUAUUGUGUUUCAUUGAUUUUCAAAUGUUCCGGUGAUUUUGUGAUACAGCAUACUGUUUAUUUUAGUCAAAUUCAAGUGAAAGAGACCGCCAAUUCAUGUUUUUCUUUUUCUUUUUUGUUAUUUUGUCGUAUCGUGCUUGUGGAUGAGGUAGCUGCUAGCUUGCUAGCUUGUUGUUAGCCGAAGACAAAUGUGAAACAGGGAGCUGUAAUUUCAUACAAAUCUUCUUUAAUUUAAAUUAUGUUGUGGAUAAAUUGUGAGUUGAUUUUAAAACCGCAGUUAAGUCGAAUAUUUUUGGACUAAAGUCAAACGAAUGAAUUGUGUUUGACUCCUGUGGUAUAAACAGUGAAUUCAAGUUGUUACUAUAGUCAUUGUUAGGAGAGUGUUUCCCUCUGAAAUCAGAAAAUAUGGACAAUAAAGCAUUCGACAUUGUGCUGGACGAAAUAAGAAAGUGCGUCCUGACUGAUCAGAGGGUCAGAGCUAUUGAGCAGGUGCAUGGAUAUUUCUCUAGUAAGCAGGUGAUGGACAUUUUAAAGUACUUCUCAUGGGCGGAACCUCAGAUCAAAGCUGUGAAAGCUCUGCAGCAUAAAAUGGUGGCGAUCCGUACCACUGAAGUUGCAAAUAUAUUGAACUGCUUCACCUUUACAAAGGAUCGACUUGUGGUCUUGGAACUCAUAGCUUUAAAUAUUUCAGAUGCUCAGAAUUAUCAUCCUGUAGAUGAAAUGUUUCGCACACAUUUGUCUGAAAAGAAGCGCGCUCGCAGGAUACUGGAGCAGGUGUGUAAGGUUGGCUGCAAGGCUCCUGUAGCCAUGAUCUCCUCUUGUGGAAUGAUACCUGGAAAUCCAUAUCCUAAAGGCAGACCCAGCCUGGUAACUGGAACUUUCCCUGGAAUCCCUCCAGCAAAGAAAGAAGGGGAGAAGAAAGAAGACACAAACAGUAUAGAGGGAAAAGGAAUUGCUUCACGCAUAACAGGACAAUUUAAACCUUUUCCUUCAACCUACAACCCUCAUCGGCCUGUUCCUUACCCCAUACCACCGUGCCGACCCCAUGCUACCAUUGCACCAAGUGCGUACAACAACGCAGGCCUUGUUUCUAUGGGAGGGGUAAUAACAGCCAACGUGCCCCCUCCCCCCUACACCUCUGCCCACAAAGUAGCAGGUUACAGACCAGGCAACCCACAGAACACAACACCUGGAGUCAACAGCGGGCCUCUUCCUAUUCCCCACGGGUCGACUCCCUCCACUCCUGUCCCACCCCAGUCUCCCGCCCAGCCUCUUCCCACAACUCCCAUCACACCUGUCUUUCCCGGCAUGGUGCCCUCCCACAACCCCAAUGCUCCUUCUCCGUCUCCGGCCCCAUCCCCGUCUGUGAUUAAAGCAGGACCCCAAACCCCCAGUGGCCAUACCACACCCACACCCUCCGUCAUUAAGGCCCACACCCCUUCAGGUACCCCCUGUGGAACCCCCGUCCCCAGUGGGAGGUAUUCCUCCUCCCCUUUCCACUCCGGAACAGACGCCGCUUCCCGGAGCGGCCAAGACUUCGCGCCCCAAACAAACUCCAUCGGUUCGGCACAGCAGAGGAGUUACUCUCAGUCUACAGACCACCAGUCAGCAUCCCCCUUCUCUGCCACACAUCAACAAGCAGGUAACCCCCCCGGGUCCGUGAUCCGGAGUUACACCCCGUCCAGACAAUCACCUCUCACUCCUGGGUCCACGUCAGCAAAUCCAAACUCUUCCACCCCCGGCCCCAGCCCCAAACCCUCCCCCCUUCACCAGGCUCAGGCUGUCGUUGCUGGAGCCCUGAACAGACACUCAGGGGGGAGUAACAGUGGGAGCAGCAGCCCCGUCCCCUCAGCCUUUAAGGGCACGUCACGUUCUGUUACUCCAUGCGUUGGCUCACUGGUGGCGUCAGGUUCUGCCCAGGCUGCCCUUGUGCGGUCCUUGGGUCUGUCGCACCCCUCUGUCUCUCCUCAAGUCUCUCUCCCGAGUCCUGUUGCCAUAGCGGGCCUCCAAGCUCUUUCUUCCAGCCCGGCACCAUCGCAUUAUCCGGGCUUGUCUCCUUUCCCAGCUCUGACUUCCUCUCACCCUGCGACCUCCCCGUCAGCUGUCCCGACAGCAGCUCCUUCAACCAACAUUUCCAACCACCCCGCCACAUCCAUGUACCCAGGCCUGGCUCCGAGCGCCGCUCCCAGUUCAGCCUCCGCGUUUGGUUUAGGCCUCAGCUCUGCACCUGUAUUCCCAGGAAUUCCCCCCGGUCCCAAUCCCACCUCUUUUGCUGGACUGGGCGUGUCGGGGGGGCACGGUGCAGGAAGCCCCGUGUUGUCUUCACUGAUGGGACUGUCAGGAGCAGCCCAGUCGUCGGUGGCGUCAGUCGCCCCCCUGCAGGCAGCUGCAGCCGGGGUCCCAGCAUCGUCCCCGGUGUUACCAGGUUUCGCCUCCGCCUUCAGCUCCAACUUCCAGCCGGGGUUGGGCAGCGGCCUCCAGCCUCCAGGAAGUAGUGGUUUCCCCGGUCUGCUGUCGUUCCCUGCAGUAGCAGGCUUCUCUCCCUCUGCUUCUCCUGCUGCACUCGGAGGCCUCCACAACCCAACCAUGCAGUCCGCUCUGCUGCAGGCUCAUCCUACCUCCGCUUUGGAAAGUUUUCCUGCUCAAGCCAACAGUUUUACCAACUACCCCCCAGGUCCAGGAAACCCUUUCCCACUCCAGCCAGGACUCCACCCCCAGCUGGGUUGGCAGUGAAGCAGACACCCCCCCUACCCCACAGAAACAGCACAUUAUUGCCCUGGAACUCUGAAGAAAACUGAAUUCAUUAUGGUUGGUGUUUUACAGAAAGACUUAUCCAUUACAACCAGCACUACCCUUCAGUUUGGGUGGAGGUGGCUCGUGUUUCUAUUAUUUUAUGUAGAAAAUAAUGUGACUGUUUAAACACGACUCGUUAAAAACUUUAGGUUUUUGAAAAUAGUUGUUUUGCUAGUCUGCUAGCCUGACCUCCCUGUUUUUUUUUGUUUAAAUGAGCUGUAUAAUGAAAUGUAUGAAUUCUGAACUGUAUCACGACGUUCUGUUUCACUAAAGAGGAAAAAGUGGAUUGCUCUGUAUUUAUUACUAUACUGUGACAUUUUACUGACUAACAGUUUUACUGUAUGCAGUUACUUUUUUGGGGCGGUUUGCUGUGAUUUUACAUUUAGCAUGUUUACAAAAUGAACAAAAAUGACAUGCAGACUCAGUUACAGCAGGAUGUGAAACUCCCUCUGUGAAUAUUCCAAAAACGACGGGCUUGAAAAACAAAGUAGUAACAUUUCAAGUUUGCAGCAGCUUAGAAUUAUACAUUAGUCGUGUGAGGGAUGGUAUAGUAACAUUGACCUGAUGGAGAAUAGUCCUCCAAAGUUUUUUUAUUGAUUUUUUUUUUAUAUUUCUCCAGUAAUCUUCUGGUUGUCAUAGAUAUAAUUGUACUUGUAGUCUGUGAUGCUUUGGCUGUCACCUAAAUAAAAUUACUAAAAUA